This is a messenger RNA of Monodelphis domestica (gray short-tailed opossum), 8090 nucleotides long. The record is from RefSeq and is a predicted model, not a curated record. Lineage: Eukaryota; Metazoa; Chordata; Mammalia; Didelphimorphia; Didelphidae.
UGCUACAGCAUGAUUUUACCAUAGCUUCACUGACAGAAGAAGUAUUUUUAGAUCUAUCACCUAGUCGGUAGCUGUUAACAGCCUGACUGUGGUAUUUACAGUUCCCAUCUAUUACAUUAAAUACAGCACUGCACAUGAUACACAUUCUGCUCUGGAGAUUUAGGGGCCUGUGGGUACAAUGUAAGAAGCAUACAGCAUACAUCCCCAAUCUUGUCUGAUUGUACUGCAAGCCUAAUAAACAGGAGGGUUAGAAAUGAUUGGUUUCAUCCAAAGCUAGAGCUUGAAAAAUACCUAGCUCAGCGGUGAAGUUCUCUCCCUCCUGUUAGGACUGGGGGAAAUGGAUAUGUUUUGUAUUGCUUAAAGGAUGCAGACUGAGACAGGGUAAGUCAGCAAUAUGCUACUGGUGUGAUUCUGCUGCAGUAAUGUGGUCUCUAAGGGAAGUUGUGCUCGAUGCACGCAGCCCAGCCAGGCUUUCUGUAACCCCAUUGCCUGUCUGACUGCCGCUUCUCCAUGGAGGUUGCACUGUAGCCAUCAGCCAGAGCGCGGCACGCAUGCCCAUCUUUUCUGUCGUUUAGUGGUGUCAACUUAUUAAUUUCCAUCUUCAACUACAGGCCCGUUAGUUUCCUGUCUAAAAGCAUUAUUACUUUUGUCCAUGUGGCAAAAUAAUUAGCAUACAGAUGAGAAGUGAUCCUGUGCCUGAGCUCCGAUAGAAGGAGAAGAUGUGCAGUGAAAAGUUGAUUGGAUGAAUGGAGAACAAAUGGUGGGCGUUCAAAAGCGUUAGAAGAGUUUUGUAGUCAUGGAGCAGGUUUGUGAAUUUCCUGGGCGAAUCUCUUAAGAUGGAAGGAAGGCAGGCAGGAAGGCAGGGGUGGCUGGGGUUGAAAUGAUUGCCUGUCAGUCCGUGGCCUAGUUGAAGGUGCAAAAUUGGACUCCACGCGGGGAUAAUUCAUUUGGACUACUUUUGCUUUGCAAUUCUUCAGCUUUCUAUUUGAUAUCCCCUCCAGUCUCUGAAUACUAUCAUUGAACUCGUUUGCAUAAUGGGACACUGUGUGGAGUGCUUUGGGAAAGUAGAAGACAUGGUUCCUGUCCUCAAGUAACUUACCAUCUAUUUGAGAAGACAAGAGUGUUGCAUAGUGGAUAGAGGGCUGGACUUGGAGUCAGGAAUAUCUGGGUUUCAACCCUGACCCAGAAAUUUACUAGCUGUGUGACCUUGGUGAUGCUAUGUGGGAGCAAACCAUGGAAUGCCACAGUCUUUGAACAAUCAAAAUCGUGGAUGACUGAAGGAACACUGAAGAGACACAGUGGAUAAAAUGUGUUUGGAGAAAAAUUGGUGAAAUCCCAUCUGCUGACCCUUGACAACCUCUGAAAACAAAGUCUGGACCAAGUUGAAUCACCUCACCAAGGGAUUUCAGAGUGACCGCCUCUGGUGAGAAGAGAAAGAUGUAGUUAUCUCAUUCAAUCAAGUUUCAAUCCCUGACAAAUCAUCAUCAGAAUUCAAAGAAGGUUCCAGUUGUUGGUGUAAACAUAUGGAAGUCCAAGAAGCCACAUAAAGAUGAAUAAACUGAGGCACAGGGAGAUUAAGUGACUCCCCCACAGUCACACAGCCGGAGAGGACUAGGAUUAGACCUCAGAGCUCCUGACCCCCAGACCUGUGUCUUUCCCUUUGAGCCACCACGCUGCCUCCCUACUUAAGAGAAAAUACUUUCUGUAAGAUGGAGGUGGAUGCCGACGAGAAACGCCAUCGCACACGCUCCAAAGGGGUUCGAGUUCCCGUGGAACCAGCCAUACAGGAGCUGUUCAGCUGCCCCACUCCUGGCUGUGAUGGUAGCGGUCACGUUAGUGGCAAAUACGCAAGGCACAGAAGUGUUUAUGGCUGCCCUUUGGCUAAAAAAAGAAAAACACAAGAUAAGCAACCUCAAGAACCUGCUCCCAAAAGAAAGCCAUUUGUGGUUAAAACUGACAACUCCUCAGUAGAUGAAUGUUAUGAAACAGAUGGAACUGAGGAAAUGGAUGAGAAAGAAGAAGAGGAAGAGGAGGAGUACUCAGAUGAUAAUGAGGAGCAAGGGGAAGAGGAUGAAGAUGAUGAAGAGAUAGAUCGAGAGGAAGAGGAGGAGAUUGAAGAAGAGGAGGAAGAUGAUGAUGAAGAAGGAGAAGAUGUAGAGGAUGAAGAAGAGGAGGAGGAGGAGGAGGAGGAAGAAGAGGAGGAAGAAGAAGAGCAUGAAGACCAUCAAAUGAAUUGUCACAAUACUCGAAUAAUGCAAGACACAGAAAAAGACGAUAACAAUAAUGACGAGUAUGAUAAUUACGAUGAACUGGUGGCCAAGUCAUUGUUAAAUCUGGGCAAAAUUGCCGAGGAUGCAGCAUACCGAGCCAGGACUGAAUCAGAAAUGAACAGCAAUACAUCCAAUAGUCUUGAAGAUGAUAGUGACAAAAAUGAAAAUAUGGGUCGAAAAACUGAGCUGAGUUUAGAUUUAGACAGUGAUGUUGUUAGGGAAACUGUGGACUCCCUUAAAUUAUUAGCACAAGGACAUGGUGUAGUGCUUUCAGAGAACAUUAAUGACAGAAAUUAUGCAGACAAUAUAUCACAGCAAGAUAACAGAAACAUGAACUUUGUAAUGCUAGGGAAACCUAUGAACAAUGGACUUAUGGAAAAAAUGGUAGAGGAGAGUGAUGAGGAGGUGUGUCUCAGCAGUUUGGAAUGCUUGAGAAACCAAUGUUUUGAUCUUGCUAGAAAACUCAGUGAGACAAACCCACAGGAAAGAAAUCAACAGCAAAACAUGAACAUCCGUCAACAUGUCAGACAAGAAGAUGACUUCCCAGGAAGAACACCGGAUAGGAAUUACUCUGACAUGAUGAACUUAAUGAGGCUUGAAGAACAGUUAAGUCCCAGAUCUAGAACUUUUGCUAGCUGCGCAAAGGAGGAUGGGUGUCAUGAAAGAGAUGAUGACACCACCUCCGUUAAUUCAGACAGGUCUGAAGAAGUAUUUGAUAUGACCAAGGGUAAUUUAACCCUUCUUGAGAAAGCGAUUGCUUUGGAAACUGAAAGAGCAAAAGCCAUGAGGGAAAAAAUGGCAAUGGAAGCUGGCAGAAGGGAUAAUAUGAGGUCAUUUGAAGAGCAGCCUCCAAGACAACUUCCCGGGGAGGAGAGAAAGCCUAAAACCAGUGACAGCCAUGUCAAAAAGCCAUACUAUGGUAAAGAUCCCUCAAGAACAGAAAAGAAAGAGAGCAAGUGUCCAACCCCAGGCUGUGAUGGAACUGGCCACGUAACGGGGCUUUAUCCUCAUCAUCGCAGUUUAUCCGGAUGUCCUCACAAAGAUAGGGUUCCUCCAGAGAUUCUUGCCAUGCAUGAAAAUGUUCUCAAGUGUCCUACACCAGGCUGCACAGGGCGCGGGCACGUAAAUAGCAACAGGAACUCACACCGAAGCCUCUCUGGAUGCCCUAUUGCCGCAGCAGAAAAACUGGCAAAAGCUCAAGAAAAACACCAGAGUUGUGAUGUGUCAAAAUCCAAUCAGGCGUCAGAUCGAGUUUUAAGGCCGAUGUGCUUCGUAAAGCAACUAGAGAUCCCUCAAUAUGGCUACAGAAACAAUGUCCCCACAACCACACCUCGCUCCAACUUGGCCAAGGAACUAGAGAAAUAUUCCAAGACGUCGUUUGAAUAUAACACUUACGACAAUCAUACUUAUGGCAAGAGAGCCAUAGCCCCCAAGGUGCAAACCAGGGAUAUAUCCCCCAAAGGAUAUGAUGCUAAACGGUAUUGCAAGAACUCCAGCCCCACCAGCAGCACAACGAGCAGCUAUGCCCCGAGCAGCAGCAGCAACAUGAGUUGUGGAGGCGGCAGCAGCGCCAGCAGCACCUGCAGCAAGAGCAGCUUUGAUUACACGCACGACAUGGAGGCAGCACACAUGGCCGCCACGGCCAUCCUGAAUCUGUCCACGCGCUGCCGGGAGAUGCCUCAGAACCUCUCCACCAAACCUCAGGACCUCUGUGCCCGGAAUCCUGAUAUGGAAGUUGAUGAAAAUGGAACUUUGGAUCUAAGCAUGAACAAGCAGAGGCAACGCGAUGGGUGCUGUACCAUUUUGACACCUCUGGAACCAAUGUCACCACAGCGACAGGCAGUGAUGAACAAUCGGUGUUUCCAGCUAAAUGAGGGUGAUUGCUGGGACUUGCCAGUAGACUACACCAAAAUGAAACCCAGAAGGAUAGAUGAAGAUGAUUCCAAAGAGAUUAAUCCAGAAGAUUUGGACCCUUUCCAGGAGGCACUAGAAGAAAGAAGGUAUCCUGGUGAAGUGACCAUUCCCAGCCCCAAGCCCAAGUAUCCUCAAUGCAAAGAAAGCAAAAAGGAUUUAAUAACAUGUCCAACACCAGGGUGUGAUGGGAGUGGUCAUGUGACUGGUAAUUACGCCUCACAUAGAAGUCUCUCUGGCUGCCCUUUGGCUGACAAAAGCAUCCGCAGUAUGCUGGCCACCAGUUCACAAGAGCUCAAGUGCCCCACUCCUGGUUGUGAUGGCUCUGGACAUAUUACUGGCAAUUAUGCUUCUCAUCGAAGCCUUUCAGGUUGUCCUAGAGCCAAGAAAAGUGGAAUCAGGAUAGCCCAAAGUAAAGAAGACAAAGAAGACCAAGAGCCCAUUAGAUGUCCAGUUCCUGGUUGUGAUGGUCAGGGUCAUAUAACUGGAAAGUAUGCAUCCCACCGCAGUGCGUCAGGGUGCCCUCUAGCAGCCAAAAGGCAAAAGGAUGGGUACUUAAAUGGCUCCCAGUUCUCUUGGAAGUCAGUGAAGACGGAAGGUAUGUCAUGUCCCACUCCAGGAUGUGAUGGCUCAGGACACGUCAGUGGUAGUUUCCUUACACACCGCAGUCUAUCAGGAUGCCCACGAGCCACAUCAGCCAUGAAGAAAGCAAAGUUGUCAGGAGAACAAAUGCUAACGAUAAAGCAGCGGGCCAGUAAUGGUAUAGAAAAUGAUGAAGAAAUCAAACAGUUAGAUGAAGAAAUCAAGGAGCUAAAUGAAUCCAAUUCCCAGAUGGAAGCUGACAUGAUUAAGCUCAGAACUCAGAUUACCACAAUGGAGAGCAACUUGAAGACGAUAGAAGAGGAGAACAAAGUAAUUGAACAGCAAAAUGAGUCUCUUCUUCAUGAACUGGCUAAUUUAAGCCAGUCUUUAAUUCAUAGUCUAGCUAAUAUCCAGCUGCCACAUAUGGAUCCAAUCAAUGAACAAAAUUUUGAUGCUUACGUGACUACUUUGACGGACAUGUAUACAAAUCAAGAUCGUUAUCAGAGUCCAGAAAAUAAAGCCCUACUGGAAAAUAUAAAGCAGGCUGUGAGAGGAAUUCAGGUCUGAACAGCUGCUGUAGUGAUGAAAAUCUUGCUUAAAAAAAAAAAAGGAUGCCUCUUGUUUUUUGCUGCUGUAACUUACCAGAAAGUGUUAUAUAUUUAUUUCUGUUGGAAACAGUGUUAUGCUUACAAGACUUCAUAAUGAUUUUAUGUCUUGCUUUAAAGAUAGUAACUGCAGACUAGUUUUUUGAAUACAUUCACAUUUUGUACGUUUUCAUAUAAGCUGACAUAGUGUGAUAUGCCAUGUAAUGUUUAUAGCUGCUAAUGUAUGCACAUUUUUGGGGUAUAUAUAUUUCUGAAGAGGUAAGCUGAUCAAAAUAAAUAGAGUGUAAAUUCUUUUUAAUGCUUUAGUGAUUAAAUGUUUUAGUAUUUUGAACUGAAAUGGACGAAAACAGCUUUGAAUGACAAUGUUGCGGCCCUGCAGCCACUUUUUAAACACUAUCAUUUUUCCUCAUGUUGGAGGAUUUUAUGGGAUUUAAGAAAUACAUUUUGUGUGUGUAUUGUUUCAUAGCAAGAAUUGGUUGCAAAAAUGCUUUAUUUUUGAACAAUGCUUGAAAAUAUUAUGUGGUCUUUGUUUUCAGAGGAUGGUGUGUGGUGGGGGCAAUAAAAUGAGGUUUUUUUUGGAUUCCAAGGAAAUGGCAUGGAUUAGAUGUAAGAUACAAGAAAUGGGUGGUUUAUUGUAAGACAACAUCAAGCCAUGGAAACUUGACAGAAGAUUCAAAGCAGCUUAAACAGCACUUUUAAAUUAACUUCUAAGCAUUACAUGGUAUGAAUAUGGAAACUUCCAUUAAGACAGGAACUUUUCAGAGGGGGACAACCUGAAGAUUUCUUUUUAUUUGCAAAAAAUAAAUAAAAUAAAAUAAACAAAAAACAAAAAGCAAACUUCUGGAGCCACACUCUCUUAUCUCCCCUGCAGCAGCAUUCAGUACCCCUCUGAACUGUCGGUAAUUUGCUAUGUUGUUCAUCUUUCAAAAUUUGCGUGUUAUCAAUUUGAGCUACAAGACAAUAAUUUUAAAAUUGCUCUCUCCUUUCCCUUUUUUCUUUUGCCUCUUUCCUUUCUGAAUGAACAUAAAUCCUUAGUGACAACUCUAAUUACUGGAUUGAAUUCGUGGCCAGUUUGGGUAGGAAUGCAGUUCAGUAAGAAUUAUGGGGUGGUUGUUUCCUUCUCUUCUUCCCCCUUUGGCUUUGAAUAAGCACUCACUAUCCCAUUCAUAAGACUUUUUAAAUGAUGCUUCAUGUUCUACCUUUGGUUGGUGAACAGUUGUUCCUAUAGCAUUCACAAUGCUUUGUUUGUUCUAUUAUUAUUCUAACCUAAGAAGGAAUGCAAUCAGAUUUUUAAUGUAAUUAAAUAUACUUGGGCACUUUUUUUUGCUUUCCACUGGAUCAUUGUAAGACUUAUUUGUACCUUCCAGACUUUAUUCUUUCCUUCCCAAUGACUGCACUAUAUGUAUGCAUAAGACCACUUUUUCUUAUAUUUGGCGGGUUAUUAUUUUUUUUCCUUUUAGAGGAGUAAUUCUAAUGAUGUGUUGUGUUUUCAGAUGUUGAACUGAUUUAUGUUUGCUAGCAUAUCUUUUCCUUCCAUGUCUUGAUGUUAUGCAGAAAGUACAAAAGUACUUAAAAAAAUUUUGUUAUUGAAAAAAAAGAUGGGUUUUGUAAAAAAAAAAAUAUUUUUAGCAGAACAGGACUUACAGGGUCAUUGUCCCCACAAUGUGCCAGUUGACUAUUUGCACUUACCUUGUCCUAUAUAUCCAUACGGAGGUGUGCAAUUUCUCGUGUCAUUAGCCUUGUGACACUGGAUCUGAACAAAUUAUAGUGGAGGCCAUGGCGGCCCAUCCAGUAAUAUUGCUAAGGGAGGCUACAGGGAUCUCACAACAAAUAUUCUGAUACAAUACUCAACCUCGGUAUAUAUAUAUAUGUAUAAAUAUAUGUAUAUCCCAGCGGCACUUUAUACUGUUCACUGUACAAAAGCUUACAGUUUUCCACAAGGACUUUAAUAACUAGCUGGGAAAAGAUUAUGUAAUUACUUUGGGGCUCUGCAGUAUCUUCUCUGUACAGCGCCCUCUUUCUGUUGUGCUUCUUAGUUGUAGCUGCCAUGCUCAGAAUUGCCUUUUUGAGAGCUGAAGCAAGGUGCUUGUCGUUCACCUUAUGCCAUAUAUAUUGUACUUUGGCCCUAGCCUCCUUUUAGGGCUUUCAUUGUUCAUAAUGGCAUAUGCAUUUCUCCACUGCAUUGUGUCUGCCGCUUCUUUGCCAAUAUAGUAAUGCUUUUGGUAGAGUAAUAGAUAGUAUCAGUUUUGGAUUCUUAUUGUUAUCACCUAUGUACAAUGGAAAGGGAUUUUAAGCACAAAUCUGCUGCUCAUCUGAUGUUGGUACAUAAUAUCAAAUCAAAAGUUAUCUGUGACUAUUAUAUAGGGAUCACAAAAAAAGUGUCACAUAUUAGAAUGCUGACCUUUCAUAUGGAAUUAUUGUGAGUCAUCAGAGUUUAUUUAUUAUAACUUAUUGUUCAUAUUCAUUUCUAAGUUAAUUUAAGUAAUCAUUUAUUAAGACAGAAUUUUGUAUAAACUAUUUAUUGUGCUCUCUGUGGAACUGAAGUUUGAUUUAUUUUUGUACUACACGGCAUGGAUUUGUUGACAUUUUAAUUUUGCUAUAAAUGUGUGGAAUCACAAGUUGCUGUGAUACUUCAUUUUUAAAUUGUGAACUUUGUACAAAUUUUGUCAUGCUGGAUGUUAACACAUCUUACUCUAAAUAAAAAAAGAAACAAAAACAAAAA